Humulus lupulus (European hop) is the source of this 1299-nucleotide messenger RNA. Its product is annotated as zinc finger BED domain-containing protein RICESLEEPER 2-like. Lineage: Eukaryota; Viridiplantae; Streptophyta; Magnoliopsida; Rosales; Cannabaceae. Gene Ontology annotation, molecular function: DNA binding. The transcript has 3 exons. Bases 1 to 1299 code for a protein of 432 amino acids. The record is from RefSeq and is a predicted model, not a curated record.
AUGUUGCCUGAUUGUGAUCUUAAAAAGCCAAGGGCUGCUUGCAAUUAUUGUGGCACCAAUUAUGCGGCUGAUACAAAGUUUAAUGGGACUAGCACACUAUGGGCACAUGUGGAGAGAAAAUGUGAGAAGUGUCCUUUCAAUGACUGGGUUGAGAAAAGUAAGAAGCAAAAAGAAAGAGUUGAAGUCGAUUUUUGUGAAGCACAGAGUGUCAUUGACCAUCGUUAUUUGUGUUUGACUACACAUUGGGUUGAUGAUAAUUGGAAAAUGCAGAAGAGAAUUAUCAACUUUAUCCAAGUUCCUAGCCAUAAAGGGGACUUGGUGGGGAAAGAGUUGAUAAAUUGUCUUAAUGAGUGGGGUAUCUCCUCAGUUUUUACUGUGACGAUUGACAAUGCCUCCUCAAAUGACGUUGCUCUUAAAAUUAAAAAGGCACUUUUUAAUGAUGCAAUUUCAAGCAUUCGAAAUGCGGUGAGAUAUGUGCAGUCAUCUCCAGCUAGACUAAAAAGAUUUAAAGAAAGUUGCAAGGAUGCAAACAUGGAAUCAAAAGCCUUGUUAUGCUUGGAUGUGGUUACUAGGUGGAACUCCACCUACUUGAUGUUAGAAUUUGCUAUAAAUUUCAAGAAGGCUUUUGAGAAUUUGGAAGCAGAUGCGAACUAUACAAAGUACUUUGAUGAAGAAAGAAUGGAUGGCCCACCAACCAACCUAGACUGGGAAAAAGCAGUUGUAUUUGUUGACUUUUUGAGUAGAUUCUAUGAUCUUACUAAUCGAUUUAGUGGGUCAUUAUAUGUCACAUCCAAUCUAUCCCUUCCAGAUAUUUUGAAGAUUCAAGCUGAUUUAACUACUAUGACUUCUAAUCCUGAUACUUUGUUAGGGGCUAUGGCAGUUAGUAUGAAACGAAAGUAUGAUAAGUACUGGGGAAGAAUUGAGAAGCUGAAUAUGUUGACUUUUAUUGCCAAUAUCCUUGAUCCAAGGUAUAAAUUAGAGGUUGUGAAUCGUGGUUUCAAAUUUGUAUACACUUCAAGUGAGGCUGAAAAAAUGAUAAAGUUGCUGACAAAUACUUUGGCACAGCUGUAUGCUUUUUAUAAACAACAACAACCAUCUCAGUCAUCUCAAGCUCAACCAUCUCAAUCUCAAUCUCAGUCUCAACCAUCUCAGCUUGUUAUCAAUUCCACUACAGAAUCAUUUCUUCAAUGGCAACUACGACUUAGUGAUGACAUUGAAGAAGAUAGUCUUGAAUACCACUUGAGUGAUCGUCGUGAGAAGCUUGAUCCUAUCUUUGAUAUUCUACAAUGGUGGAAAUAG